Poecilia latipinna (sailfin molly) is the source of this 1432-nucleotide messenger RNA. It is a transcript of the gene cunh8orf82, whose product is annotated as chromosome unknown C8orf82 homolog. Lineage: Eukaryota; Metazoa; Chordata; Actinopteri; Cyprinodontiformes; Poeciliidae. The record is from RefSeq and is a predicted model, not a curated record. The coding region runs from base 304 to 996 and encodes 230 amino acids. The transcript has 3 exons.
UUUUGUUUAUACUACUUAUGACCUAUUAUCCGCGGAUUUUGACUGUAAUAAACACUCCUUCCAGUAGAGGGCAGCUUGUAUUACUGAAAUCUAUAAAGCAUUUUCUCCAGCAGGGGGCAGCGACUCAAAAUAUGAGCACUUCCGGUCGGACGGUACUUGAACUCUUACAAACAAAACCAUGAGGACACAAGUUUAGUGUCAUAACCUUCCCUGAAGACAAAAACAAACCAGUCGUCAUUUGAAUGCUGUGCCUUAUAUUGUCUGCUUUUUAACCCAGGACAUUUGAAGCCUGUCAAACCGGUCAUGUCAUUCCUUCGGUUAGCGGCUCGAAGCUGCAGAACUCUGACCGAUCUUCGUUGUCCGCCUGGCGGCUUCAUUAUUUCCAGAAACAGCGCUUCAUACAUCCAGGGCCAGAGUCCCGAACCCCGCAUCAGGGAGUAUUUUUACUACAUUGACCAUCAAGGACAGCUUUUUCUCGAUGACACUAAAGUGAAGAACUUUGUCACCUGCUUUAAAGAUAAACAGUUCUUGGUUUUCUUCUUCAGUCGCCUGCGGAUAAAUCAGAGCGGGCGUUACGAGGAGGAUUUUCCAUUCCUGUCUCUGUGCGGUAGAGAGAGGAACUUCCUGCGCUGCGACGACAGGCCGGUGGUUUUCACCCACCUGCUGCCGAACCCAGCAGGAGACCAGGAGCUGCUCUCGUAUUGUGGUGGCGCAGAGAAGCUCUCUGUUCCUUUCCAACCAGAGGCGCUGUACAUGCAUCCAGUCAGCGGUCGGGUUUAUCAUCCUGGACUAGAGCGCUCGGGCGGGGUCGGACUGGUCAGGUCGUCCCUGGCCAUAGAGCUGAGUCCGAGCUUUGUUUAUCCACCAGAGAGUGGCCAGUCUGGACAGCCCACACACUUUCUGUGGAAAGGACAGGAGCACAGACUGACCAAUGAGCUGGCAGGAUGCUUCCCAGCAGUAGAGGAUGGCAGUGGACAGCAGGGGAAUCUGAGAUGAUCUUCAGAACAGUUUAUAAAAUCUAAAGUAUCAGUUUUUGUCUCUGGCAAGUUAAAAAACUGCUGCUGUAGUUCAACUCUAUGUGUUCAUGUGAGAGAACAGUACAGUCUGAUGAGAUUGCAUCUCGUGUUGCAUCGUUCUGCUUCGAGUUUGGUUUUAAUCAAUAACAAUCGCCAUGUGAAAAUUAGAAAAAAAUGGAGGUUGUAUAUUCUCUUUUAUCUUGCUUAUUUUAUGUCCUCACAUUGUUGUAACGCAACAAAAUUACUGCUUAAUGUCGCAAAGGUCGCCAAACAAGAAGUGAACUGAAGUGUAGACUAGAGUAUAACAAAAGAAGAUUCAAGUAGUAUAUUAAUUACUGUUACAUUUAAUAACUUAUUUGAACAAAAUAUGGCCAUGUUGGUGAAAGACUGGGACAAUAAAUUUGUUGCCAGAUGCA